Paramisgurnus dabryanus is the source of this 999-nucleotide messenger RNA. It is a transcript of the gene ifnphi4, whose product is annotated as interferon phi 4. Gene Ontology annotation, cellular component: extracellular region. Gene Ontology annotation, molecular function: cytokine receptor binding. The record is from RefSeq and is a predicted model, not a curated record. Gene Ontology annotation, biological process: defense response; response to exogenous dsRNA. NCBI's taxonomy places the organism in Eukaryota, Metazoa, Chordata, Actinopteri, Cypriniformes, Cobitidae.
UGGGAGCGGCAAAUGUAGUUUUGUGUGCAUCAUCUGUCCUGUGAUGAGCUGUAUGUGGAUUAAACACAAAUACCUCCAGCAUCAAACAGUCUCUUUACAUCUGAUUGAAAAGAUGGGGGAGAGGAUCAUUAAGGGUCAUAUAAACAUUAACCCCAUCCCACAUGAACUGUUGAACAACCAAAAGACUGCAGAGCCGGACAAACAGCUUCUCUUCAUUAUUCAGACUUUAGAGGAGAUUGCUGGUCUCUUUGAGGAUGCUGAAUCUGCACCCUGGGAUCAUAAAAUAAUAGAUGAUUUCUUAAAUAUCAUAAAUGAGCAGAUUAAUGGACUAAGAUCAUGUGGCACUUUUAAAAUGAAGAGGAACAAAAAGUUGCAUCUGUAUUUUAUAAGACUGAGACAAAUGACUGAAGUGAAGACGGAUGAUUCAGAUAAAAGCUGGGAGAUCAUCCGAAGGAGAGUUAUAAGCCUCAUGAAACAGCUGGAGUUUUUCUCAUUACACACACUUUAAGGAAACAAUCACAUUACACACACUUUAAGGAAACAAUCAAUUAAUCAAAAAACAAUAAUUUCAGUGCUUUUACUUUUCUCUUUAUUAUGAUGCAGUAGUUUGUUUAAUAGAAACAUUUCAUCAAAAAUACUUUCAUGCAUUGUUUACUGUUAUUUAUUGUUACUCAUUGCUGUUUAUUGUCUUAUUUGUUUUAAGUUUUAUUCAUAUUAAUAAUUUGUUAAUAAUUAACAUUUCAAAUCAUUUAAACUUUGUAUUAUGCAAAUUAUUUAUUUGUAUUCAUUAAUUAAUUUGUGCAAUAAUAUGUAUUCAUGUUAUUUAUGUCUAUUUAUUUAAAUUUUUUUAUUUAUUUUAGCUUUGUUGUAAAAAUGUACUAAAAAUAUUUUGUCAUAUAUUAGUAAUGUUUUGAAAAAUGCUGGCAUUUAAUAAACAUUUGAAUUGUCUUAAUGUCUUCUGUGGAGAUUUCUUUAGGAAGUUUAAAGAGGUUAUUAUGA